AUGACUUCACCUACACCCAUCGCUACACUUGUCUCAAAGAAACCAAAAAAAACCAAAACUACUGCAACUGUGGUUUUACCCAAGAAAAGAUUCGAUACUGUAAUAGACACGAGUAACGUGCUGGACGAGGAAACUAGGAGAAAACAAGAAGAAAACGCAAAGAAAACAGCCAACGAGGAGGCUGAAAACGAAAAACCAGAUAUAAAUUCAAAGCCAGACAUCUUUCAAACAUCACCCUUUUUAAAAGAUGAUAAAAUCAUUAUUGUAAAGUAUCCUAAAAAGAAUACAGAAAAAGAAAAUGAUGCAUAUAACGAAACCCUAGAUGCUUUGAAUGGAACAAGGCAAGAGAUAAAUGCUCAGGAGGAUGUGACGCAAGCUGCUAUAGAAGCGUUAGAAAAAAUGUUUGGGAAAGCUCCGGAACAAAAAUUACGUGGUUCGAAUUAUGGAAGAUUAGCACAAGAUUUUACAUUCCCACCAAAACAACAAUCUUCCACGACCGAAACUUCAAAUAUUUCAAACACAGAAAGUAAUUCCAGAAUGACUUCAGAAACUAAAGAAGAAAUUGAUAAAAAAGAAAAAGCACGUCGAAGAAAAAGUAAUCUUAAUGCACUGGCACCUGAAUUUACGCCAACAUCUUUUUCUGGUAACGCCUCUUCUGAAGCUAAUAAAUUGACAAAUCACGAAAUUAAUGGAGACACUGAACAUAAAAAGAAGAGACGACCAAGUACACAAAUAUUCACGGAAAAUCCGCACCUCGAUAGCGUUUCAUACGGAAAUUACGUACACGGUCCUCCGACGCCGUACCCGGUACCUUUUGCUUCCCAAGCUUCUAAUUGGGAUGAAUUUCAAGUGAAACUAACUACUGAGGUAGUUGGUAAGGUUGAAAUGGAAGUCCAAAAACAUCUGGAAGUUAUUACAAAUGAACUUAAAAUGAAAAUAGUAGAACAAAAGUCCGACAGUUUAGGAGGUUCUUCAAGUAACGGAAAGAAAAAGGAUGAUAAAAAGGAGGAGGCCGAAAGAAAGAAAGAUGAAGCUCGAUUACAAAAAUUGCACGAUUCACUCCUUCAAGAAUUACAAAAUCAUCAUCAAGAUAUACGUUCUACACAUGAUGAAUUAAUAUUGCGACAUGAGGAAAUGCAAACAAGACAUCUUGAGCUUCAAGCAGCUCUUAAAAGUAGUCUUCAAAAAAGUCAUGAAGAAGUUCAACAAACAACCUCCAUCCAAAGUCGUCACGCAGAGCUUCAAAAUAUGCACCAAAAUUUACAAGCCAAUCAAAAUGAACUCAACAAAGAGCUUGCUAAUAAUGAAAUUUUACAGAACCGUCUUCAAGAAUUGUUAACUGAACAUAGAAAGAUUCAGGAGCGUCAACAAAAGCUUCAAGAUGAAACAACACUUUCUCAGAAUCUCAUGCGUCGUAUAAGUGAACUUGAAUCUGAACUAAAUGAAUUACGUGCAAAAAAUUCACAAUUAAGUAAUGAAAAUUCUAAAUAUUAUGAAGAAAACCAUACCUUCAAGUCGAAAAUUAACGAAAUGAAGAAUCGUGAUUUACAAAAAGAUAACAAAGUUUCUGAACUUCAAAACCGUGCUUCAAGUUUCGAGAAUGACUUAAAAACGCUCGAAGAUGAGAACAGAAAACUACGAGAACAGCUGAUAAAAAUCGAAGGCCAAAUGCGUGAUUUGCAGAAUGGCAAUCAAAAGCUUUAUGAAGAAAGCAAUUCCCUACAUCAUAAAUUACGUGUGAGUGAAGUGGGACUUGGAGAAAGGGAUCUUAAAAUUCGAGACUUUGAACGUGAUAUUGAACGUAAAACCUCAGACUUUAAAAGCUUAGAAAAUAGUUUACGAGUUCAGUUACAAGAUUUCGAAAGAGAGGUGAAUGAACUUCAAGCAAGCAAUCGUAAUUUGAAAGAUAAACAAAUUGAAUAUGAGAAAGAGAUAAAUCAACUCCGUACACAAAAUCAAGAACUUAGAAGUAAAGAAUCAGUCCAAGCUAAAUCCAAAAUGGAAAAUUUAGUUAGAGAGAUUGAACAAUUUAAAUCAAGGAAUAAUGAGCUUGAAGAAAUCAACAAGGAUUAUAAUGCCGAACGUGAGAAAAAUCAAAGAGAAAUUCUUGCUCUUCGUACUAAUAUUCAAACAAUGGAGGGUAAACUGACGGACGCUGAAAAAGUACGGAUUCGGAAUCAACAUCUUGAGGCAGAAACGGCAGAGUUUGUUAAGAUGCGUAAUAAAAUUAAAGAGAUGACCAAACGAAUAGAAGAAUUUGAACAACACAUGGUGGAAUUAGAGCAACUUAGAAAACGCGCAAAAGAAUUUGAUAGUCAAGCAGAUGAACUUCGGGAAAUUCAAGCAGUAGUGAAGGAAUUAGACACAACAAAACAACAAGAAAGUGUAGCCAAAACUUCCGAAAUUGAAAAAUUACGAAAACUUAAUGAUGAUUUGCGUCAAGAAAAUGUUACAAAUAGGGAAAUAGGGAUUAAGCUUAAUAAAGAAUUAGAUGAAACUAAAAGAGGAAUGCAGCAAAUUUAUGAAUCAAAUAAUCGACUGCAGAUUAAUUAUACAGAAUUAAGUAAUCGCUUACGAGACAUUGAGACGGAAAAGAAUAAAUUAAUUAAUGAAAAUAAUAGAUUACAAAAUAGUACAAUGGUUGCAAAUAAUAAACUUAUAUCACCUUUAAAUACACCCAGAAUGAAUGGUAUUAAUACAGAAUUCGAUGAACGACAUAUAACGAGAACAUUUAACGCACAAAAUUUCGAUCAAAUUAAUCACAUAAAAUCACCUAUCGAAUAUCAUUCUCAUCAGCAAUUUAAUCCCUCAUCAUCAGCACUUAAUUUCCAAAGUACACAAUCGAUACCAAACACAAUAUUGAACACAACAAUCCCUAAUCAAUUACAUUCUAUUAAUAAUAAUGUUCAACAUGGUGCACAAAUACAAUUACAACAUACAUCUCAUCUUCCAGUUUUAAUUCCGGCUCCACAGCCACAAUCACAACCACAAAUACAACAAUCACAGAUACAAUUACAGAAUUCUCAGCAACAAUUAUCCACAUCAGAAUUACAGAUUCAUUCUCAAAUACAACCAAUGCAAUCACAGAUACCUCAACAACAUUCUCAAAAAAAUCCUCAACAACAUCCUCAACAACAAAUACAAUCACAAUCGAUGCCAAUGCAAAGUCCAAUUUCAACUUCACAUCUUACUGUUGUUAAUUUACCUCAUAAUACAACACAACAAAAACAAAAUAAUCAAAAUAAUCAACAAUCACCGAAAGUUCAGAAAUCACAAAAUCAUGGACAAACAAAACAUCAAUCGCAGCAAAAUUCGAAACAAGAAAAAGGACACAGUCGUCAAAAUUCAUAUAAUAAAAAUUUCAAACAAACCAAUAAAAACAGGAAAAAGACUCAAAAGAAUAAUAAUUCUGAUAAUCGUAAUCAGAAUAAGUCAGUAGAUAUAACUAAAGACAUUAGUGAACAAUAA
Messenger RNA from Diversispora eburnea, 3468 nucleotides. The record is from the annotation of a GenBank genome assembly. Lineage: Eukaryota; Fungi; Glomeromycota; Glomeromycetes; Diversisporales; Diversisporaceae.